AUGAAAGCCAACAUUCCUCUUAGGGGAUAUUUUCAGGUGCCCACAAUUUGCCCCCAAUACUUCCCGAUUUGCUCUAGAGUUUCAUUUUUGCAUACGGGUGCGAGAGCUAGCCAACUCCCAGGUGUCCCAUCAGUCUUAGCAGCCAUGGGUAUCGACUUGGAUCGCCACCAUGUGCGUAGCAGCCAUCGCAAGGCGCCGAAAAGCGAGAAUGUCUAUCUGCAAGUUUUGGUGAAGCUCUAUCGCUUCCUCGCCCGUCGCACGGACUCCAACUUCAACAAGGUCGUGCUGCGUCGUCUUUUCAUGUCGAGAAUUAACCGCCCCCCUGUUUCUCUGUCGCGUAUCGCUUCCAACGUGACCGAUGCGCACAAGGGCAAGACCAUCGUCGUUAUUGGCUCCGUUACUGACGACAACCGCCUGCUUAACGUCCCGAAGCUGUCUGUGGCUGCCUUGCGCUUCACUGCUACUGCCAGAGCCAGAAUCGAGAAGGCCGGCGGAGAAACAUUGACCCUGGAUCAACUUGCUCUCCGGGCUCCUACUGGAGCGAACACACUUCUCCUCCGUGGACCCAAGAACGCUCGUGAGGCAGUCAAGCACUUCGGCUUUGGUCCUCAUAGCCACAAGAAACCCUACGUGCGAAGCAAGGGACGCAAGUUUGAGAGGGCCCGUGGAAGGAGAAGGUCUCGUGGCUUCAAGGUUUAA
This is a messenger RNA of Aspergillus oryzae RIB40, 699 nucleotides long. Its product is annotated as 60S ribosomal eL18 domain-containing protein. Gene Ontology annotation, biological process: translation. Gene Ontology annotation, cellular component: cytosolic large ribosomal subunit; ribosome. The coding region runs from base 1 to 699 and encodes 232 amino acids. Gene Ontology annotation, molecular function: structural constituent of ribosome; RNA binding. The transcript is spliced from 6 exons. The record is from RefSeq and is a predicted model, not a curated record. NCBI's taxonomy places the organism in Eukaryota, Fungi, Ascomycota, Eurotiomycetes, Eurotiales, Aspergillaceae.